AUGGCGCGUCUGGGGAUCACACUUUUGACACUAAUUUCAGCAAUUUCAGCAAAUUCUGACUCUAAAAGACACACGUGCGAAAUAGUUGAGGGUAAAGAAAGUUUUUAUAUCUUCAACUGGGAAACCGAGGAAAACUGGCCGUUUUAUUUGCCCGCAGCUGUUGAUGCUAUGGUGUGGAUUGGCUUGCGAUUGGCCGAAGGCUCAUUAGUAUGGGAAGGCUAUCCUAAGCGUUCCCUUGUGACGGGAUCAAUUCCUCCAAUGUUUGGUGAAUUUGAUCCCGAAGUACAAAGCUACAACCUCAGCUCGGAGUUGUGUGCCGCCCUGCAGAAAUCUACGGGUCUAAUUAAACUCAUCGACUGCAGCAGCAAAAUCAACUUCACAUGCGCCCAAAGUGUGCUCUCCAAAUCUUCUUGCACAAUUUCUGAAGAUUAUUAUUUGAGAGGUUGUCGUGAUUUUGUGUUUGUUUAA
Molecule: messenger RNA, 468 nt
Organism: Helobdella robusta
Lineage: Eukaryota; Metazoa; Annelida; Clitellata; Rhynchobdellida; Glossiphoniidae
Exons: 4
Coding region: 1-468 (155 amino acids)
Source: RefSeq, a predicted model, not a curated record